AUGUGUGUGCAGGUCAGGAACGUUCUGGCCUCAUCCCAGCUCAUUCAGACUCAGCUAGCCACUGUUUGGAACCUGGCAGAUGUGGACAAGGACGGCCAGCUGACAGGGGAGGAGUUCAUCCUGGCUAUGCACCUGGUGGACAUGGCGAAGGCCGGACAGCCGCUGCCCCUCACGCUUCCCGGGGACCUGGUGCCCCCCUCCGUCAGAACGGGGAAGCAGGGGGAAUUGCUUCCUUUGAAUCGCACCAUCGUCCCUGAAGAAAUUCAAGUUGAACCACCCCAGAAGACAAAGAGUAAUGUUUCGUUCGAGGACAAGCUAAAGGAGAACUUCCAGCGGGGAAACGCUGAGCUGGAGAGGCGGCGGCAGGUCUUACAGGAGCAGGAGCGGCGCGAGCAAGAGAGGCGGGCCCAGAAGGCCCGGGAGGAGCAGGAGCGGCGUGAGCAGGAGGCGCGGGAGCAGGAGAGGAGGCGGCAACAGGAGCAGGAGCGGCGGCUGGAGAGGCAACGCGAGCUGGAAUGGCAGAAGGAGGAAGAGCGCUUAAAGGAGCUGGAACGCAAGGAGGCUGCUAAGCAGGAGCUGGAGCGUCAGAGGAAGAUGGAGUGGGAGCGGAGGAGGCGACAGGAGCUGCUGAAUCAGAGGAACCAAGAACAAGAGGACAUCAUCAAGCUUAAGGCCAAGAAGAGGAGCUUGGAGCUGGAGCUGGAGGCUGUGAGAGACAAGCACAAGCAGAUCUCUGACCGACUCAGGGACGUCCAGAGCAAGAGGAGCAUCCAGAAGGGAGAGCUGGAACUGAUCAGUCAGAAGCAGGACAGCUGCCUGCUGGAGGUCAACGCCCUGCAGCGGCAGAGGGGCGUGACUGAGAAGGACAUCGUCUGUCGGAAACUCAAGGAGCAGCUGGAUGUGCUGGAGAAGGAUACCGUGGCAAAACUGUCGGAGAUGGACCAGUACAACGUGGACAUCAAGGAGCUCCGGGAAAGCCAGACCAAGCAGCAGCAGGUCCUGGACAGACUGCGGCAGGUCAAGGCCGACAAGCUAUGUGACCUGCAGCGGAGGCGAGAACUGGAGUUGGAGAGGAGGAAGAGAGAGGAGGAGGAGGCGGUCAGGCAAGCCAAGCUGGAGAAAGAGCGGCAGUGGCGUGUGAAGUUGGAGCGGGAGGAGGAGGAGCGGCGGAGGAGGAUCCAGGAGGAGCGGGAGGAGGAGAAGAGGAUAGAGGAGGAGAGGCGGCGAGAGGAACAUAAAAGGGCGGAGGAGGAGAGGAGGCAGAAGGAAGAGGAGAGGAGGCGGCAAGAGGAGGAGCGGAGAAAGGUGGAGGCAGAGAGAAGGAAGCUAGAGCUGGAGAGGAAAAGACUGGAAGAAGAGAAAAAGAGAUUUGAGGAAGAGAGGAGGAGGCAGGAGGAAGAGAGAAGGAGGCAAGAGGAAGAGAACAGAAGGAAGAAGGAGGAGGAGCAGGAGCUGGAGAGGGAGGAGGAGGAGAGAAGACGUCAGCGGGCUCAGAUAGCUGCUGUCAGGGAUGCAGAGGAGCGGAGGAGACAGGAAGAGGAGCGGAGGAGACAGGAAGAGGAGCGGAGGAGACAGGAGGAGGAGCGGAGGAGGCUGGAAGAGGAGAAGAAGAGACAGGAAGAGGAGAGACGGCGAGAGGAGGACAGGAGGAGAAAGCAACAGGAGGAGGAGGCCGUGGCCAGACAGCGGGAGGAAGAGGCCCGGCAGCAAAAGCAGCAGCAGCAGCACAAUUUAGGCAAGACAGACAUUCAUGAGAAGCUGUCGGCCCUGAUCAGGGGCCUAGAGGAGCGAAAAGGGAAUUUGAGACCCGUCAAGUCAACACACAGGAAAUCGGCCUCCCUGACAACCUACAGAGCCCUGUACCCCUUCACAGCACGGAACGCGGACGAGCUCACCUUUGACACGGACAGCUUGAUUGAGGUGGACGAGAAGACGGAAGGCGAGCAGGGCUGGCUGUAUGGCAGCUACCAGGGCAAGAUGGGCUGGUUCCCUGAGAGCUACGUCGAGAAGCACAGCCAACCGGAAUCUGCGGCCAGCACCAAGCAGGCUCUGAUGCCCACAACUGCAUCUACCUCAGUCUCUGCAAGCAAGGCGGAGGCUAAUUCCAGUACCUUCCCAGCAGGACAGAGCACUCCUGGGGGGGCAGGGCAGAACUCUGCCUUCACUCCCACCCACCCUCCAGGCUCUGCCUCUAUGGAGUAUGGACAGGUGGCAAGUGGCCUCCAGGUGCAAGCGCUGUGCUCCUGGACGGCCAAGACGGACAACCACCUGAACUUCUCCAAGGAUGACAUCAUCACGGUGCUGGAGCAGCAGGAAAACUGGUGGCUGGGGGAGCUGAAUGGGAAGGCAGGUUUUGUGGCAGUUAAAAAUCAUUUGGCCAUUCUGUCUCUCAUCCAAUCAGAGUAUGUAGCCUUAUAUACCUAUGAAAGCCCAGAGUCAGGAGACCUCACUUUCAACGAAGGAGACACCGUCGUUGUGACGGAAAGAGAAGGGGACUGGUGGAAAGGGUACAUCGGAGACAGGAGUGGAGUCUUCCCCUCCAACUACGUAACGCCAAAGGAAUCUGAAACAUAUAGCACCACUGGAAAGUCAGGUGGAGUCGGCAAAAAGCCAGAGGUUGCCCAAGUGACGACUGCGUACACGGCCACCGGAGCGGAGCAGCUGAGCCUGGCCCCGGGACAGCUUAUCCUCAUCCAGGGCAAGAACCCAUCUGGGUGGUGGCAAGGGGUUCUGCAGGCUAGGGGUAAAAAACGCCAGAACGGAUGGUUCCCCGCCUCCCACGUCAAGCUCUUGGGCCCCACCAGUGGGAAGUCCACACCAGCUCCAGUUCCAAUUUGCCAGGUCAUCACCAUGUACGACUACAAGGCGGGCAACGAGGAUGAGAUGAGCUUCUCCAAAAGUCAACUGAUCAAUGUGCUGAACAAGGACGAUGCUGAUUGGUGGAAAGGGGAGCUGAAUGGCGUCGUCGGCUUGUUCCCCACCAAUUACGUCAAGAUGACCACGGAGUCCGAUCCCAGUCAACAAU
Messenger RNA from Brienomyrus brachyistius, 3025 nucleotides. Its product is annotated as intersectin-2-like. The transcript is spliced from 20 exons. The record is from RefSeq and is a predicted model, not a curated record. Gene Ontology annotation, molecular function: protein binding; calcium ion binding. The annotation marks the transcript as partial. Lineage: Eukaryota; Metazoa; Chordata; Actinopteri; Osteoglossiformes; Mormyridae.